Danaus chrysippus (African queen) is the source of this 4032-nucleotide messenger RNA. Lineage: Eukaryota; Metazoa; Arthropoda; Insecta; Lepidoptera; Nymphalidae. The record is from the annotation of a GenBank genome assembly.
AUGCAACAGGUGCUACACCUCGGCAGCGGAAAUGACGCUAAGAAGAAGAAGGUUUUCAGCAACAUUAGGGAUAACAGCGAUCCCAAUGAGAACUGGGACAUGGUCGGGGAGCUGGGGGACGGGGCUUUUGGGAAGGUGUACAAAGCCCAGCACAAAACCACCGGUCAGCUGGCCGCUGCCAAGAUGUGUGUUCUUGACAAUGAAGAUGACCUGGCUGACUUUACAGUCGAGAUUGACAUACUCAGCGAAUGCAGGCAUCCAAAUGUUGUUGAACUGCAUGAAGCAUACUUCAUUGAUAACAAGCUAUGGAUGCUGUUGGAGUAUUGCGACGGUGGCGCCCUCGACUCUGUGAUGUCUGAACUAGAGAAGGGUUUGAAUGAAGCGCAGAUAGCGUAUGUUUGUAGGGAGAUGUGCCGGGGGCUGCAAUUCCUGCAUUCAAGGAGGGUCAUACAUAGAGAUCUUAAAGCUGGGAAUGUACUCGCUACUAUGAUUGGAGGCGUCAAAUUAGCGGACUUUGGAGUGUCAGCCAAGAACAAGUCUACCCUCCAGAAGCAUGACACAUUCAUCGGCACUCCGUACUGGAUGGCUCCGGAGGUUGUGUUGUGUGAGACGUUCAGAGAUCACCCUUAUGACUUUAAGGUGGAUAUUUGGUCAUUAGGCAUCACAUUGAUAGAAUUUGCUCAGAUGGAACCUCCCAACCACGAGAUGACGCCCAUGAGAGUGUUACUCAAGAUACAGAAGAGUGAGCCGCCCGCCCUGGACCAGCCAUCGAGAUGGAGCAAAGCCUUCAAUGACUUUAUAGCGAAGGCUCUUGUUAAGGACCCAGAGAAGCGUCCCACAGCGUUGGAACUUCUAAAACACGAGUUCAUUUCUUCAGAGCUGGACUCCAAGCCUUUGAGGGAACUACUUCUGGAGUAUAGGGCCGAGGUGGUUGAGGAAGAACUGCUCGAUGAUGAUGCAGAGGAGCACCGCAGCUCACAGAUGCAGGUGGAUAUGGAAGAUGACUCUACAUCCGUCCGCUCAGGGGACACGCCGGAUAUGAAAAUGUCCGACUACGAAGCGGGUGGCAAGGCGUCCCCCGCUCCGCCCGUCAAUGUCCCCGCACCCGCCGCCGCCACCAAGAGGGCGCUGGACGACGCGCCCGCUGACAGGAGGACGCCGGCACCCAAAAAGGAGAAGGGCCCGGCGCCCCCCCCUCCCGCCGGUCCGCCGUCGUCCCCGCCCCGCGCGCCCCGCAAACAGCCCGCACCCCCGCCGCCCGCUAGCGUACCCCCGCCGCCCACCGCGACCACAGCGCCCACGAUCACGACACCGCCCACGACACCGACACCGCCCACAACGACCACGACACCGACAGCGCCGGCGACAACAGCGCUCGCCGGUGACAUAGUGGAACAGAUAUGCAGAGACGCAGAGAAGGCUGUGGAGGAGAAAACGGAAAUAGAAAAGGGAAUUAAUCAUAAGGCUGAGGACACAAAGACGGGUAGCACACCGGAAGUACAUCACAAGGUCAACGGAAUACAGAAAACAAGCCCCAAGAUUAAUAAGCAAGUUGACACACCCGCUGUUAAAACUGACGUUAACGAGAAUGACACAGACAAGACUGUUAACAAAGGUGACGCUAAAAUAGACGAAGCUGACGUAAAAACUAGUCUAGAUGAUAAAACAAGGGAUGUAACUAAAACAAACAAUAUUAGCACCGGCAUAUACAAGAGUAACGUAGAAUUGAAAGCUAAUAAAGUGAUAACCGAAGUGAAUAGAAUUAAUACAGACUUAAUGAAGAGUUCCGAUGAUGUAAGGGUCAGUCAGUCAGUGAGUCAGUUUGAGAGGUCAGCUGACAUGAGUAAGUCAUGUAUAGAAGUCAGUCAAGUGACCCAGGAGAACAGGAAGGAGAAGGAACGUUCCCGGUCAAGCUCCAAUGAGAUUAGUGAAACAAGAGUCAGUAGUGCAGUCAGUAGGAUAGAAUCAAGGUCAAGAUCCGUCGAUGGUAAAGACAGGUAUAACAUAGAAGUCUUGAGACCCAAAAAGGAUUCCAGAUCGGGUUCAAUCGAUGAGAAGCCAUCAGUGGAAAUGAAUUCAGUCACUCCGCCGUGUGGGUCAGUAACAGUUGUAUCAGUGAGUGCGGAGCCAAACUCUCUAGGAGCAGCGCCUAUUGGUCUUGUCACUGUUACUACAACACAUCCGCCAGUUCUAAAUACAGCUCCGCCUCACGCCGUCACGAUAUCAACGAGUCCUGAAGAGGUGGUGGUGGUGAGAGCAGCUUCAUCUGAUGAUGAUGACGCCUUCGCACCAUCAUCACUGGACUCGCUUGACUGCGCGCCCUGCACGCCCUCCGGACACAGAGAAAAAGGUCGCGGUCGAAGGUUGGACAGCAGCGAGGUGCUGAUACUGUCACCCGGAGCCGGGGACUCUGGAGUGUUUGAGGACAGUCGACAGAACCACAUCAACCUGGACACGUCGCACGUGUCGGUGGUGACUGUAGGUGAGGAGGUCCAGGUCAGGGACUCUAGCGCCCCGCCUCCGAGGCUGAGUCCGGACAGCUUCCAGAGCGUUCGUUCUCAAUCCGACAGCGGUUCUGUCGCUUCGGAGAGAUCUAGGCGCGGCGACGCGGACUCGCUCGCUACAUCCGCGACAUCCGCCACAUCCGCGACAUCCGCCUCGCACGACGACCAGCGCCUCACUGACGCUAACAGGCCUAAUUCAGAAAAUCAGACCUUGGAUGAGGAGGUGGUUGUUCUGAGACGGAAACCACAAGACGCUCAAGGCAAUAGGAUACAGAGGUCAAAAGAAGAUAUCCACAUGGCAAACCUCAAGAAGAAGACUAGGAAAAGAACGAGGAAGUUUGAAAUAGACGGAGUUGUGGUCACUACUACCACCUCUAAGGUUAUAUGGGGAGAUGAAGAAUCAGGUCGCACGUGGGAUGAUUUAGCGCUGAGGAAACAGGAGCUGAGGGAGAUUAAGAUGCUGCAGAAGAUGGAGCAGAAACAGUUCCAGGAUCUGAACGCGAAGGAACACCAGCUGAGGGAGCAACAGGACAAGAGGUUCGAAGCGGAACUAGCAUCACUAUCGCGAGCCCACGAAUCGGAUCUAGAUACGCUGGCGCGUGCCCAGCGAGCGGCAGCGGAGAGGGCCGAGCAGCAGCUCGAGGCGGAGCUGAGGCAGCACGCGAAGAGGCUGCGGGCGGACCACGAGCGGGACCUGCGGCACUUCAGGGACACGCUGAAACAGGAGCUGCGGCUGAUGAAACAGGAAGUAGAGCUUGUCGCUAAAGAACGUCGUAAGGAGGCCUACCGCGCCCGCCGGGCCCGCCUUGAUUCAGAACACGCGACUAGAGAGAGGAGCUUCGUGGCCGCGCUGGCUGAGUCUGGUGACGCGGUGCUGAGACGAGUACACGACAAGCACAGGGAGAGGCAGGCUCUGGCUGACAGGCAGUACCUGCAGCAGCGGCACCAGAUAAUGCGUACUCGAGAAGCAGCGCUGUGGGAGUUAGAAGAAAAACAAAUACACGAGCGACAUCAACUGGCAAAGAGACAAUUAAAGGAUGAGUUCCUACUGCGAAGACAUCAGAUGCUGGUCCGACAUGAUAAGGAGUUGGAGCAGAUUAAGAGGAAGAACAGUCGCAAAGAAGAGGAGUUGGCUAAAUGUCAGGCUUUGGAGAAGAGAUCGCUGCCAAAGAGAAUGAGAGCGGAGCAGAAGGCGAGGGAGAUGAUGUUCAGAGAGAGUCUGAGGAUCAACAGUGUGGCCGGCCACGACGAUGACAGGGAGAGGCUCAAGAAGUUCCAGGAGAACGAGAAGCGUCGAUACAGAUCGGAACAACAGCGACUGGCGACCAAACACGCGCGGGCCAGGGAGGAGCUGAGGGCGCAGGGGGAGGCUCUACUCCGUGAAUUGGAGCAAUAUCAGAACGAGAAGCGCAAGGCUCUGAUGAACCACGAGGCCAGCAAGAUGAAGACCAUCGAGGAGAGGUACUCCGCUGAGCUAAAGGAGUGGCGGGCUACGCUCGCUGAUAGGAAGACGGUGAGCGAUAUAUGA